CACGCCCGAUGGAGCGAACCACGCGCUGGAGAGGCCCUCCGCUCGUCUACUUGGCAGUUGGCUUCGGGUUGGGGCUGCUCAUCUCCGCCGCGAGUCGGUCGAGGGGUGGGCAGCCCAUCGCCACCACCGUCGAGCGCCAAGCUCCAGUGACAGUCGGCAAGCGGCCUGUUCCGAUCGGAUCGCGGCGCCCUGCAGCGUCAGCCACCACGCCUCACAGUCGAGAAGAGCCGCGUUCAGACUUGUGGCGCACCUAUACCAGCUCGCCUCUUGCAGUCGGAUCGCCGCCACCGCCGCCGCCAAGGCGCUCGCCGCCACCUCCCAGAGCCUCGGCACUGAAAGCUCUCUGGCGGCCGUCGAGUCCGCUCAGCGAGGCGGAGGCGGCGUCCUUUGCGCCCGCGCUGCGUCCGCUGCUUCGCCGCCCGGCGCGGCGCCUUCGCCGCAGGUCCGACUUGUUCGGGCCUUUGCCUGUGCUUGACACGCCCGCAUCGUUUGGCCUGCCUACCGGUGGUGACAGCGGUGGCGGCGGCGGUACCGCCGUCGCCGCUGGCGGCUCCGCUCUUCGCUGCGAGGACGGCCACGGUGCGUUCGACGUGUACACUGGCGGCUGCCUCUGCCGGACCGGCUGGAGAGGUCCGACCUGCGCCGAGGCGGACCCGCAGACGUGCAACGACCCACGGACCGCUGGCGUCAAGCCGGGAAGGUGCACGCACCCGUCCGGGUGCGGUCCCGGGUGCGCAUGCUCUCGCGGGACCGAGUACUCGCACAUGCUCUCGCGCUGCGCCGCCAGCUGCGACCUCGAGUCCAACCGCUGCCUCUGCGGGUCGCGCGCGCGCUACCCGCGCCGUCAGAUGAACUUGUGCGAGUGGCGGGGCAUCGAGAAGGCGCUGGAGUGGAAGGACCCGGGGUGGGCGCACUACCGCAUCACCGAGCCGUGGAGGCUGUGGGGCAGCCCCAACUCGACGCCACCAGACCUGGCGGCCGCCCUCGGCCCCGCUGAGCUGCACCGGAUGUGGGCGACCGCGCCGCCCCAUUCCGCGACCCGCGCGUACUGCGACAUCGACGAGGCGGCGCUCGCUCGCGGCGUGGCGCCCCUCUUCAGCUGCGGCUGCUACGAGGACGCCACCGGCGCCGCCUGCGAACAGCCCGUCCGCUCCGUCUGUCUGAACCAGUGCAACGCGCCGCAAGGCGUGUGCGUGCGCGGCUGGUGCCGCUGCGCCGCUGGCUUCGGUGGCGCCGACUGCUCGAUCGCCCUGCCCGCUCUCGCCGCGCCGCGGGAGGUCGACGGCGGCAGCAGCGCCGCUGGAGGCGCGGGCGAGGGCCGGGGGCGGCUGCGCCCCUCCCGGGUUGUGUACGAUCUUCCGUCUGAGUUCAACAGCUGGACUGCGGAGACGCGGAUGACGGCGUCCGACUGCGUGUACCGAG
Emiliania huxleyi CCMP1516 is the source of this 1422-nucleotide messenger RNA. RefSeq lists its product as hypothetical. The annotation marks the transcript as partial. The transcript is spliced from 2 exons. Lineage: Eukaryota; Haptophyta; Isochrysidales; Noelaerhabdaceae. The record is from RefSeq and is a predicted model, not a curated record.